Dujonia railenensis is the source of this 972-nucleotide messenger RNA. The record is from the annotation of a GenBank genome assembly. NCBI's taxonomy places the organism in Eukaryota, Fungi, Ascomycota, Pichiomycetes, Serinales, Debaryomycetaceae.
AUGUCUAACUCUCUCGAACAAUUGAAGGCUACUGGUACCACCAUUGUCACUGACACCGGUGAAUUUGAAUCCAUUGCCAAGUACACUCCUCAAGAUGCUACCACCAAUCCAUCUUUGAUUCUUGCUGCUGCUAAGAAGUCCGAAUACGCCAAGCUCAUUGACGUUGCUGUCGACUACGCUAAGAAUAAGGGAGGAUCUCCAGAGGAAAAGGCCAACUUGGCUCUCGACAGACUCUUGGUUGAGUUCGGUAAGGAAAUCUUGAAGAUUGUCCCAGGAAGAGUUUCCACUGAAGUUGACGCCAGAUUGUCCUUCGACAAGGAAGGUACUAUCAAGAAGGCUCUUGAAAUCAUUGAACUUUACAAGCAAGAAGGAAUUGACAAGGAAAGAAUCUUGAUCAAGAUUGCCUCCACUUGGGAAGGUAUCCAAGCUGCCCGUGAAUUGGAAGCCAAGCACGGAAUCCACUGUAACUUGACCUUGUUAUUUUCUUUCUCACAAGCUGUUGCCUGUGCUGAAGCCAAGGUCACCUUGAUUUCUCCAUUUGUCGGCAGAAUCUUGGACUACUACAAGGCUACCACCGGUAAGGAAUACACUGGUGAAACCGACCCAGGUGUGAUCUCCGUCAGAUCUAUCUACAACUACUACAAGAAGUUUGGUUACAACACCAUCAUUAUGGGUGCUUCCUUCAGAAACACUGGUGAAAUCAAGGCUUUAGCUGGUUGUGAUUUCUUGACCAUUGCUCCAAAGUUAUUGGAAGAAUUGUACAACUCUGAUGCUCCAGUUCCAAAGGUUUUGGAUGCUGCCGCUGCCAAGGGUGAAGAUAUUGCCAAGGUUUCCUUCGUUGACGAUGAAAAGGCUUUCAGAUUUGCUUUGAACGAAGACCCAAUGGCCACUGAAAAGUUGGCUCACGGUAUCAGAAGUUUCGCUGCCGAUUGUGUUACUCUUGUUAACCAAUUAGAAGCUAAGUUCAAAUAA